AUGGUGCCGUGUGACAAGUGGAAUUACGACAUCAAGGACUGGCACGACAGUGUCAUAAGCCGAUUCGACCUCGUGUGCGGACGGGCGUACCUCGUGGACCUGACAUUAGUAUUACCAUCGUUGGCUUACGCGCUGCUGUCACCGGUCGCAGGAUUCGCAUCCGACCGUAUAGGUCGCAAGCCAGUGAAUCGGGCGUGUGGUUGUCUACUGUUCUUCUCCGCGGUCGGCAGCAGCGUCGCCAUGAACUACGCAUUUUUCUUGAUCAACCGCCUCCUGGUGAUAGCGUCCGGCAGCGCUGCCUACCUGACGAUAUUCAUCCUCCUGUACGAGGUGACAGGACAAGAACAACGCUGGCUAUACGCGCUGGUUAACACGGCCGUUGCGGGUGCUCUGGUUCCUCCCUUCAUGCACCUGCUGGCCCAGGUGGAACCAAGUUGGAUGACCUCCCACGCGGUUCUCAUCCUUCCUAUCGGCAUCUACUCGGCCUGGUGCUUUCUUCUGGACGAGUCGCCCGCUUGGCUCCUCGCCACUUGGAGGGUACGCGAGGCCGAGGUUGCCGUCUUGUCAGCCGCGAAACUCAACGACAUGAGCGAGGAGAAGGCCAUAAAGGGUUUACAUCAUCUUCUAGCCGAGCUGACGAGGCUGAAGCCCGCAGAGGGGUCGGUGGUCACAGUGUCCGCGGCUGAAGGUAUCCUCGAGACCGUCAAGCUGCGACGACGCGCCGUGGCCGCAUUUAUCUCGAGGUUCACGGUGAGUGGCAUCUACUUUGGCCUCACCAUCAGCGACAAGGCAUCCGGGAACAUCUGGCAGCUGGUGCACGUUGUCCUGACGAGUGCUUGCUAUGUGUUUGUGAUCCGGGUGACGAACAAGUGGGGCGUGCGCGACGCACUGUCUGUGUUGCUAGCCGCCACUUGCGCCUUCACCCUCGUGAAGGCUAUGAUGGUGUACGGUGGGCUAGACCUUGCAGCUGCCUGCAUGCACGCAGUGAUGAAGGUUGUGGUGAGCUGCACUAUGAGCGUGGUCAUGUGCUACGCGGGAGACACUUUCCCCACUAGGAUUCGGAGCGCCGGGGUGAGCCUGUCGGUGUUCGCAAGUGGUAUCGGGUCUUUGGUGGGAAUCUCUAUCACAAAGGUGCGCAUUGUGCAGCAAGAUUUUUUCUUCGAUGCCUUCUACACCAUGAUGACGCUGUUAAGCAUUGCGGUAGUGCAGUGGCUGCCUGAAGUGUUCAUUAAGAAGUACGAGAGCGAGGUGCAACCCUUGGACAUCAAGAAUGCGGAGGAGCGUAAGCUCGCUAUGCAGGCGUCGCUGUCUAGCCGAGAGACUAAAAGAUCAAGGACGGCUCGUCAUGUUAAGGAGAGCAUGGGAGUUGCGCCAUAA
Molecule: messenger RNA, 1377 nt
Organism: Dermacentor andersoni
Lineage: Eukaryota; Metazoa; Arthropoda; Arachnida; Ixodida; Ixodidae
Product: organic cation transporter protein-like
Biological process (GO): transmembrane transport
Cellular component (GO): membrane
Molecular function (GO): transmembrane transporter activity
Source: RefSeq, a predicted model, not a curated record